AUGCGAGGCGGGCGGCGGCUGCCACAGCGGCGGGCCGUCGGGGCCCCGGCGCAGCCAGCCGUGCACACGCACCAGGUCCCGAGUGUCCUGGUGCUCACGCCGCAGCUGCUCGCGCUGCUCCAGCAGCUGGCGCCGCAUGUGGUGCAGCCCCUGAGCCCAGCGAAGCAGCCGCAGCAGCUCCUGCCGCAGGCGCCCGUUGUCCGCCCUGAUGGCCUGCGUGUGCGCGAUGAGUGCCCGGGCCGCCUCCCGCUCGGCGCGUCGCGCCAGGGACUGCACCCGCUGACGCGCCUCGCGCUCGAAGGCCGCCUUGUCCUCCAGGAAACGCCUUUUCACGCGGCGAAGCAGCUGCGUGUGCUCCACGCGCAUGUGCAGCAGCUCGCGCUCCAGAGCCCGGAUGCGGGCCAACUGCUCCAGCUGCAGCUCCUGCAGCGGGGGCGGGGGCGCGGGUCAGAGCGGGGGCGGCGCGCGCCCACCUCGCCCUCGGGGCACGGCCGGGGCGCCACUGGCCUUGUAGGGCUGCAGCUCCUGCACCUGCCGCGCCAUCUGCGCCGCGCGCGCCUCCCUCUCCAGCAGCUGCGUGCGCACGCCGUCCUCGCGGCCGCGGAAGAGCGAGGUCAGCUCCGCCCGCUGCCACUGGAGCUGCCUCAGGUCCGCGCGGUGCUGCUCGUCCAGUCGCACCACUGCGCGGGGGCAGCGGCGGCCGCGCGCGCUCGCGGAGCUGGCGUGGAGCCGGUUCUCCUCGCGCAGGCGCAGCGCCUCGGCGUCCAGGAAGGCGUUGUCCCGCAGCACCUGGUCCACGCGCGCCUGGCAGGCGCCCAGCUCCUCCGAGAGCCGCGUGUCCUCGCGCUGCAGCGCAUCCCCCGGGCAACGGCCACCCCCUCCCGUCUCCCUCCGGCCCCGCCCGCGUGUGUGCCCCGCGGGGGUCCCGCCAGCCCGCAGGAUUGUGGCUCCCGACGAGGACGCUGGACCGGCCCCGGCCCCGGAGCCCACGGCCGCCAGGGGACACUCCUUUCGUCGCUCCCGGAGUCUGGCCGCCAGGGGACACUCCUUUCGUCGCUCCCGCGUGCUAGAGGGUGCCCCAGUUCCUGGGCCGCAGCCGUGAGCAAGCCUCCCCCGGGGAAGGUCCCCGGUCCUACCAGGACAGAGCACCGCACAACCCCUCAUCUCUGGGAUUCUUUCCACUCCUGGAGGCCCCUGAAGGUUGCAUCCAUUCGGAUGCCGUCACUUGUCCACUGCCUCUCUGUCUGGGGUUCCCUCUGGGUUCCUGAGCCCACACGUGAGCGCCUGCUGUCUCAUCCCACUGACCAGCCCCGGGUCAGCUUCCAGGGGUGCCAGCGCCGGGCAGGUCCCGCCUCACCCCCGGCCGGGUGCUCUGAAAGACCUGCGUCUCUACCACCUUUGACCGGCAACUUGAAGCCACACCUGCUUGGGGCCUGUCAUCACAUAGUUCCUCUCCUGUGCAGUUUUCUCAGGACUCGCAUCUUCCCAGUUCUGCAGUCUAGACGCGACAGCCGCGUGGGAAGCCCUGCCCAGCGCGCCAUCCACUCCCUGCCCGCCUCUGCCCCCCUGCCUCCCCCCCCCCAUCGUGACCUGCACGGAUCAGGGGAAGCAGGGACCCUGUUUCACCUCUUCUCAGGAAUGCUGAGCUGGAAAGACACUAGGAGGAAGGGGGUACCUCGGAGCCGGUGCCAGACCCACACCAGGUUCGCAGUCAGCCCCAGGUGGAAUGCCCAGAUCCAGGCCACGACGUGCGUCAGCUCCCAGAGCCACGGCUGCCACUGGAGGAAGCGCUCCGCCCUCCCUGACACACGGUGCCGUGAGGGCCCAGCGCUGCCACCGCUGCUCUUGCUCGGGCUGACAGGCGGGAGCCAGCAGGAGCCCCUGGGGGCCUAUGGCAUUGUGUGGAAGGCGGUGGAUAGGAAGACUGGAGAGGUCGUGGCCAUCAAGAAAAUCUUCGAUGCCUUUAGAGACAAGACAGAUGCCCAGAGAACAUUCCGGGAAAUCACGCUGCUCCAGGAACUUGGGGACCAUCCCAACAUCAUCCGCCUCCUGGACGUGAUCCGGGCGGAGAAUGACAGGGACAUUUACCUGGUGUUUGAGUCUAUGGACACUGACCUGAACGCCGUCAUCUGUAAGGGCAGGCUGCUGAGGGACGUCCACAAGCGCUACAUCUUCUACCAGCUUCUGCGGGCCACCAAGUACAUCCACUCGGGACGCGUCAUCCACCGGGACCAGAAGCCGUCCAACAUCCUCCUGGACUCCAGCUGCGUGGUGAAGCUCUGCGACUUUGGGCUUGCGCGCCCCCUCAGCGGCCUCCCUGAGGAGCCUGCAGGCCAGGCCCUGACAGAUUAUGUGGCCACGCGCUGGUACCGGGCUCCAGAGGUGCUGCUGUCCUCGAGCUGGUACACCCCUGGGGUGGACAUGUGGAGUCUGGGCUGCAUCCUGGGGGAGAUGCUUCGGGGAAGGCCCCUGUUCCCUGGCACAUCCACACUCCACCAGCUGGAGCUGAUCCUGGAAACCAUCCCUCCACCAUCCAAGGAGGAUCUCCUGGCUCUUGGCUCAAGCUACACUGCCUCCAUCCUGCCCUGCCUGGGGGCCCGGCCGCAGCACACGCUGGACACCCUCCUGCCGCCCGACACGCCCCCGGAGGCCUUGGAUCUCCUCGGGAGACUCCUGGUGUUUGCCCCCGACAAGCGGCUUAGCGCAGCCCAGGCCCUGCAGCACCCCUACGUGCGAAGGUUCCACUGCCCAGCCCGUGAGUGGACACUGGACUCGGCCGUGCGGCUCCCAGUGCUCGAGGGAGUUCAGCUCUCCGCCCCCGAGUAUCGCAGGCGUGUCUAUCAGAUGAUCCUGGAGCGCAGGGGUGACGGCCGCGUCCCCGGAGAGAAGGGCCUGGGGGUACCCCCCGGGGGGCAGAGCCCAGUGGGCCCCGGGCGCACCUGCUCAAACCCAGGGCCAUCCGUCAGCUGUCUCCGGGAUCCCCUGCACAGAAGCCGGGACGCAGACCUCAGAGCGGCCCGGGUCGCCAGGGCGUCCACGGUGUGUGACCCCUCACGGCCCCUGGCCCUGCUGGGUGGAGCCACCAACGACCACAGCGCCCGGCUAACCCCGGGGGUUGACCUUCAGGCCCCACAGACGAAGCCUGCGGAGCCAAGAACCUUCCCCGGCAGAGCUCGGUCCCCCUGCUGCAGCCUCCGCCGCCAGGAGGUCCCGGGAGAGGGGACAGGCCCCCCGGGGCGGCGGGGGCGGCGGCGGCCCCCUCGGCGCCUUCGUGGGUCCCGCGCGCGCUUCCCGCGGAUGCCUCGCGCGAGCCCCGGCCGGGCCGGAGGAUGUUCAGCGCCUCGGCCUCGCAGGGCGCUCAGGGUGCGGCCAGGGCGGCGCUCGGGGGCUACUCUCAAGCCUACGGGACCGUCUGCCGCUCGGCGCUGGGCCGCCUGCCUCUGCUCCCCGGGGCCCGCGCCUAGGCCGCCCCUCCAGCUCCCACCCGGCUCUUCUGCGCAGCCCCGGAUUGCCCCUAGGUCCCGGUGCUCCCCGCCCCCCCUUUUGCCUGGCCGCAUUCUUAGGAUCCCUGGAGCUUGUCCGGGCCUCCUGGGGGGGAGUUGAGCUUCCCACCCAUCCCCAGUCGCUCCCUCCAAUAAAGUCUGAUCCAUCCCCAGCCUGCCUGCCUAGCUUCUCUUCUCAGUGAGGGACUCGCUCUGAGGCCACACCGCCCCUUUCCUGGAGCCCACCCCCUUCCGAGGACCCCCGUCCAGUGCAGAGCCCAUGAGAAGCUCCGAGGGCACCUUCUGCUGCCGCUGUGUGGCUCUUGCCUGCCUAAUGCCCUGUGCUUUCUCUCUGAGCCCUUGGCACCAGAGACUGGCCUGGGGUCCCCCUUGGGGCCAGCUUCCUGUCCUCUUUGCACAAAUGCCAGAGGUUGGCCUGGUGCCAGAGCACCAUCAGAGGGACAGGGCUGUCCCCGGGGUGCACCUGUUGCCUCGGUGCAUGCCAUCACGUGACAGCAUUUGCAACCCUGGCCCAGAGUAAGGGUGGAAGAGAUUACAGGGCAGGGCCCUUGGGCACAGCCCCUGAGUGUGGUCAUGGUGCUCUUCGCAGAGCUCCACUGUCACCAAGUGACUGGCAGCUGGUUUGUCCAGGGGGUGGGCCCAGGGGGUGGGAGCCAGAGAUGCAAGGGGCCUAGUGCACACCAAACUGUCUCCUGGUUCCAGGACUGCUUCCACUUCACCUGACCGGGGCAGGGGCUGGAACACAGGCGGAGUCACGGUCUAAAGGGUGUGGCCUGUGCCUGGGUGGGGGCUGGGCAGCUGGGAGCCCCAGCUCCACUCACCUGUGAAAGCUGCUGCUCCCUGCUGCUGCGGGAGGCACAGGUGGGAAGGGCAGGGACAGCUGGCCAGAGGGUGCGCCUGGACCACGCGGCUACAAGCACAACAGGACUCCGGGGGAGGCCAAGAAAAGAGGCCAGGCCAUAUGGCCCAGGCUUGGCUUGGAGACAACUGGGCUGCCGGGGGUCAGGUGAUGGACAGGGCGCCGAAUGAGUGUGAAGGAAUGUCCCAGCCCAGCAAAGCGGAGGGAGGGGGCCCCCCCAGAGCCAGCCUUGGGAAUCGGGGCCAGGAGGGGGGGAGGGGCACCCUGUGGUGGGGAGGAGCCGGGGAAGGUGGGAGCUGUCUGCUGGGCUUGGUGAGCAGCAGCCCCCAGGGGAGACACCAGGUAUGUCUACACAGAGGGCUGGUGCCAGUUGGAGAGUCGUGGACUCGGGCUGUGAAAGGGAGCUGGUCGUGGGAAGGGGCUGAGGUGGAAGGAGUCUCUGGGUUAGACUGGCUGGAGGAGUUGGCAGGACAGAUGUGUGUGUGUGUGUGUGUGUGUGUGUGUGUGUGUGUGUGGGGAG
Nyctereutes procyonoides (raccoon dog) is the source of this 4882-nucleotide messenger RNA. It is a transcript of the gene MAPK15, whose product is annotated as mitogen-activated protein kinase 15. The transcript is spliced from 15 exons. The record is from RefSeq and is a predicted model, not a curated record. Gene Ontology annotation, biological process: protein phosphorylation; intracellular signal transduction. Gene Ontology annotation, molecular function: ATP binding; MAP kinase activity. Bases 1 to 3603 code for a protein of 1200 amino acids. Gene Ontology annotation, cellular component: nucleus; cytoplasm. Lineage: Eukaryota; Metazoa; Chordata; Mammalia; Carnivora; Canidae.